This is a messenger RNA of Dentiscutata erythropus, 623 nucleotides long. The record is from the annotation of a GenBank genome assembly. Lineage: Eukaryota; Fungi; Glomeromycota; Glomeromycetes; Diversisporales; Gigasporaceae.
UUUGGACUGAAUAUCUUGCUGAACUACUCAAUAUCAAGUUGACAAAUUACGCUUAUGGUGGCGCUACUUCAAAUAGCGAAUUUAUUCAAGGAUGCACGGGUCCUAAAGCUGAGUUCCAUGUAUACGGAAUUAAGCAACAAAUUGAAAUGUUUAUUGCUGCCAAUGCUAAAUCAAAUAAAUCUAAAAAAGCAAAGAAAGUUAAAGAUUUUAGUAGAACUUUGUUUUCGGUAUAUGGCGCAGGAAAUGACUAUUUCUUUUCCGAAAUGUCUGCAUCACCACUUGAAGUAGUACAAUCUUUAAUCGACGCUCUCCACCUUCUAGUGAAGUCUUUUCCAACCAUUAACACUAUCCUAAUACCUAAUAUCCACGAUCUGUCUCGAAUUCCUGCUUAUAAAACAAGCAAUAUAGAGGAAAAGGCAAGAAUAUCUAAACAUAUCGAAUCUCAUAAUAAAUAUUUACUUGAACAUUUAGUAAAAUUUAACAGACAAACUGGUGUGAAAAUAAUAUAUUUAAAAAUUGAUAAAUUUUUUAAAGAAUUACAAACUAAAGAUGGUAUGAACUGUUUUGGAAUUACGAAUUGUGUGGAUGCAGCCGUUAAUUUAUAUAAUAAUUCUGAUGAAAUA